Molecule: messenger RNA, 290 nt
Organism: Drosophila subobscura
Lineage: Eukaryota; Metazoa; Arthropoda; Insecta; Diptera; Drosophilidae
Exons: 2
Coding region: 5-274 (89 amino acids)
Source: RefSeq, a predicted model, not a curated record
CACAAUGAAGUGCAAGUGCCGCAUCAUAUAUAUUGUAUUCCUUCUUGCUGUUGCCUUUUGUGUUCCUUUCAACAGGAGUCCCGUUUAUGACUCUCUUUGCGCGUUGACUGGGGGCCGGCUUAAAUGCUAUGUUCAUAACACUUGGGGCUUCAAUGAAAGGACUAAAGAAUGUUAUGAAGUGCGCAAGGGCAAAGAGCCGUGCGGCUUCUUUGAUGGAAGAAAGGGCUGUGAGGACUUUUGCCACAGGCCUCCUGGAACGGGCAGGAAAGGUUAACCUUGUGGGCAAAAGC